AUGCCUAACGUUCUCAUCCUCGGCGGCACCGGCUACCUUGGCCUUUCACUCGCCAAAUCCUUGCUCCGUGCCGGCACAUAUACAGUCUGGGGUACUGCACGGAGCCCGGAAAAAGCGAAGAACCUGCUCAUCAAUGAAAUCACUCCGGUGGAAGACGACAUCACGAACCCUGAAACCCUGAGCCAAGUUAUUUCUACAAACGCCAUCGACAUCGUGGUGGACGCGUCGUCCGCCUACGAGCAGUACGGCCAAAUCCUGGCUGCAGUUAUCAGCGCAUCCAAGGCCCGGAAAGACGCUCUCUCAAAGGAAAAGAUCCUCGCUCCCAAGCUCGGCUUCGUUUACGUUUCUGGAUCAUGGGUCCAUGGCUCCCCUCCCACCCGCGUCAGCGACCUUUCCCCUGUCGGCAGCAACCUUUCCGCAGACAAGCCUGCAACUGCUACUGCGUGGCGACCAGCUCAUGAACAAGCGAUUCUUGCCGCUCGAGACACUUUGGAUGUGGCGAUUGCUCGACCUGGUGCUAUGUAUGGUCGCAGCUCCUGGGUGUUCGAUACCUGGUGGAGUGUUUUGUUGGAGGCUUCGAAAACCGGGAAUACAGACACGGUCCAAGUGCCUGCUAAUAAGGCUGCACGGACUGGUAUCCUUCAUGUGGACGACGCCGCGACUGCCGUGCACUUGAUCAUCGACCGCCUCGAUGGCCGACUAGGCGCAUGGCCGAUAUUCGACCUUGUGACCGAGACGGUUUCUAUCGUCGAGAUCAUGGAAGCCGCAAAGGCUGUGCUGGAUGUGAAGGCGUCUCUGGAGCAUACCGGCACUCACGGGAAUCCGUUCUUGGAGGCCCUGAGCCUGGUUUGCAAUUCGAACGCAUCUCGGGCGAAGAUCGUAUUGGGAUGGGAACCAAAGCGCACCGAGUUCUUGUUGAACAUGUCAACCUACGUCAAAGCGUGGCAGGCUUCGCAAUGA
Messenger RNA from Aspergillus melleus, 960 nucleotides. Its product is annotated as NAD-dependent epimerase/dehydratase family protein. Bases 1 to 960 code for a protein of 319 amino acids. Lineage: Eukaryota; Fungi; Ascomycota; Eurotiomycetes; Eurotiales; Aspergillaceae. The record is from RefSeq and is a predicted model, not a curated record. The transcript has a single exon.